CACUUGCAGUCUCAAACCAUGAACUACGUGGGGCAGCUGGCUGAGAGUGUCCUCAGCACGAUGAAGGAGCUGUACCAGGAUCUGAACCCUGCCACCCUGUCAGGCUGCAUUGAUGUGGUCGUGGUGAGGCAGCCCGACAACUCCUUCAAGUGCUCCCCAUUUCAUGUGCGCUUUGGGAAGCUGGGAGUGCUGCGCUCCAAGGAGAAGGUGGUUGACAUUGAAAUCAACGGAGAGCCUGUGGAUCUGCACAUGAAGCUGGGAGACAAUGGAGAGGCCUUCUUUGUUGAGGAGUCAGAGGAGCGUGAGGGCAGCAUCCCCUGCUACCUCUGCACAUCCCCCAUCUGCAAGAGGCGGAGCUCAGAUUACGGUGUUCAAUCCUCCUGCGGGCCGGAGGCCCCCAGCGCUGGAGUGAACCUGCACCAGAGGAGGCGACGCAAGAGGAGGCCCAGAAAGAAGGUGGCGUUGGACUCGGAUUCUGACAGCUAUGAUGAGACCAUAAAGGAGCCAUGCAAGCUGCCAGCCCUAAGUGGUGCAGCAGGUUCAUCCUUUGCUGAUCUCCUUGAAGAAUCUGUGUCAUUGCAGCCCCAAGAGAUACAUCCAUACUCCGAUGGGGAGCUGCUCGCAGUGGACAGCUUCAUGCUGAGCCAUCAAUCUUCUCCCAAAAGUGAUUCUGAACUGGAGAUCAAACAACAGGAAAGUUUUGCUCUGGGAUAUGAAUCCCAUUUGAAGUGGAUCUGGGGAAAGUUCCCUCAGGUGAAUAAAUUGGUGCAAGUUAAACCAGCCAAGUCCACAAAGAUCAUUGCUCCUGCAGCAACCACCGUCUCUGCAACACUGGUCCCAGUGGAUGAGGCAACCCCUCUUGUUGCCACCUCUGAACGUCCGGGAGGGGAUUCAAGCCCAGCGGAACCACAGGGCGUCCCCGGUUCCUUGGCUGUGUCUGUAACUGAGCCAACACUUGCACCCCAGGCGGAGAACACCAUCUCCAGGCUGAAGGACAUCCUCUGUGCUGUCAGCGCAAAGAGAUUUUUGGGGGCCCACUCAGUCCCACAAGAGAAACAGAAGGGAGAUGUGAAUGUUGUGCCAGAGGUUCAGACAGAUGUGGAGCCCCUUGAGGGAGCCACUGCUCCAAGGCAGGCAGGUUCAGAAGGCCCUGAGUCCCAGCUGGAGAGGCAGAGGAGGCAAGAAUCCAUCAAAAGUCCUCACUUGGGUCCCAGUGCCAUUUACGUGGAAGACCUCUCCAAGCUGGACAGCAAGCCAGUGGCUCUCUGUUUCCGCAGGAGUGACACACAGCAGAGUUUGAGGCCUGUGACAGACUCCAGCAACCCUCUCUGUAUCCAGCUGCCAUCCAGUUUGCCUGCCAACAGCCCCAUGGACUCUGACUCAAUGCCUACAGUUGCUCUGUCACUGUGUGGGGGCCUCAGAGGCAACAGGCAGAUCUCUAAUGAGACGUUCAUGGAACACCUGAUUUCCUACCAGCAGUUUGCUGAGAAUCCAAGGCUCAUCAGUGACCCAAACCUGGUGAUAAUGAUCAACAAGAAGUAUUACAACUGGGCAGUGGCUGGUCCCAUAGUCCUGGCCCUGCAGGCUUUCCAGAGGAACAUUCCUGAGAGCAUCAUUGAUGAAUUGGUGAAGGAGAAGAUGCACAAGAGAAACAGAAGGUGUUGGUUCUGGAGGAGAAGAGAAUUCCCAACAGAGGGGCAGCAGCCAAGUCCAGGGAAAGCCAGAGUGGGAACAUGGUGGCGUGACCGUGCUCAGCAGAGGCAGGAGAAAAAAGAGUCAUCCAGUGACAAUGAGCCCCAGCACCUUGGGGACAUGUUGGCAAUGGAUACCCCUGCUCAGAAACCUCUGCCAACCUACAAGAAAGGGCAGGAGGAAAAGGAGCCAUCUAGUGACAAUCAGUUCCUCCACCCUGGGGACACGUUGGCAAUGGAAGCCUCUGCUCAGAAACCUCUGCCAACCUAUAAGAAAUCCCUGCGGCUCUCCUCUGAACAAAUUGGAAAGUUGAAUCUGCAGGAUGGCCCCAACGAGGUGGCAUUCAGCGUGACGACUCAGUACCAGGGCACAUGCCGCUGUGAGGCCACCAUCUUCCUGUGGAACUGGAACGAAAAAGUGGUGAUCUCAGACAUUGAUGGCACCAUCACCAAAUCAGAUGCUCUUGGACAGAUCCUGCCACAACUGGGUAAAGAUUGGACUCACCGUGGGAUUGUUAAGCUCUUCCACAAAAUUCACCUGAAUGGCUACAAGUUCCUCUACUGCUCAGCCAGGGCUAUUGGCAUGGCCGACAUCACCAAAGGCUACCUCAAAUGGGUCAAUGAGCAAGGCUGUGGCCUCCCCAUGGGCCCAAUGCUGCUUUCCCCCAGUAGCCUCUUAUCUGCCUUCCACAGGGAGGUGAUUGAGAAGAAGCCAGAGGUGUUUAAGGUCACCUGCUUGACAGACAUCCGAAAACUGUUUGCUACAAAGAGCCCCUUCUACGCGGGCUUUGGGAACAGGCCCAAUGAUGUCUAUGCUUACAAGCAAGUGGGGCUGCCAGAGAGCCGCAUAUUCACAGUAAACCCCAAGGGAGAGCUGAUCCAGGAGCUCACAAAGGACCAAAAGUCAACAUACGAGCGGCUGUUGGAGCUGGUGGAGGUCUUCUUCCCUCCUGUGGGACAGAGGAGGAGCGCUGCUCCGGGGUUCCCAGACUGCAGCCACUUUACCUACUCCACAGCCUGAUGGUGACUUGGAUGGCUUACCCUGACCCAUCCCAGUGGAGACCUGACCCAGAGCUCUCCUGCAUGUUCUUUGCCGGGAAUAAAUGCUCCAUGUGCACCUCAUCCUCCCUGUUGACUGCUUGGGCAUUUUGCAUUUGUAAUAAGAGGUCAGAACACCCCUUGGAAGCCAAGGGGUGUAAGAGGGAGCUCUGACUCUACAAAAACUGCAGUAGCUAAAUUCAAAUUCCUGAAAGCUGUGUCUCUUCUGGUGUUUGUAGCUCCUCUAAAGCCUGGCUCUUUUUUAAAGGUUCUGGUUGUUCCCUGUUGUAUUUAUUGAUGAGCUCCUGACAUAGCUAUUACUACCU
Messenger RNA from Hirundo rustica (Barn swallow), 3055 nucleotides. RefSeq names its product lipin 3 (gene LPIN3). Bases 19 to 2712 code for a protein of 897 amino acids. NCBI's taxonomy places the organism in Eukaryota, Metazoa, Chordata, Aves, Passeriformes, Hirundinidae. The record is from RefSeq and is a predicted model, not a curated record. Gene Ontology annotation, cellular component: nucleus. Gene Ontology annotation, biological process: cellular response to insulin stimulus; positive regulation of transcription by RNA polymerase II; fatty acid catabolic process. The transcript is spliced from 20 exons. Gene Ontology annotation, molecular function: transcription coactivator activity; phosphatidate phosphatase activity.